AUGCUGUAUCUUAUUCCUCUCGUACUGCCCAUGGCCCUCGCAGUCGUCGACUGCGAGCACUGUGAGGUGAAGAGUGCCAGCAUGAUCCAACGGAACAUGCAGAAGCAUGGCGACUUGAAGGCACAAUCUUGUAUCGCUUCGACUACGGCCACCUGCGACACGUCCGCAAAAGCCUUCGACGUUGAGAGCGUGCUGGGUCGCAUCCACCAGCAGCCUACCAGUGGUGCCAAACUUGCUCUGCUGCGCAAGUAUGGUCGAGAGCUUGCGUCCUACGUGGGCGAGAGUCGUAACCACACGGAGAUCAUGAAGAACGGAACGAUUGACCUGCACACCUUGAUCAACGACCUCAUCCAAAAGCUGCUCGCCGAGUUGACGGAAUUCCAGGCAUCCAUCAAUGCGUCUGUGGAUUCCUUUGCGAGCUGUGGCGAUCACCUGAAGCUGAACCAGGCAUUGGUCCAAAACCAGUCUACUGCCAUGGCUAACACUUUGCGGCUCCGCUCGGAGACAGACUCAACGAUCACUGUCAGCGGAGACUUGGGACCGACGGUCGACCUUGCGAACACGGAGGGCACCCGACUGAAAAACCUCAUCGAUGAAAAGGUCAUUCAGUACACCCGCCAGCUGAACACCGUCGUCAUGGCUGUGAAUGAGGAGAAGCUUGCCAACCAGAGCCUUCAGGAUGCAAAGGACGCAGCGCUGGCGCUCUAUUCCAGUUGCGAAUGCCUCGUGAAGGAACAGCACGACAGCCUAGUGACCUCCGUGAACAGCAGCAGCCGCCUGGUGCAGGACAACAUCAAUCUUCUGAAGUACAUGAGCUGCAGGCUGCACAAUGGAAAGUCAUCAGACAGUUGCAACAUGAACGGCGACGGCGGCAACAGCAUCGACUUCCGCGCUGGGGAAGUCGUGUUGGCAGCAGAUGCCACUUGUGACCAGAGCUCGCAAGGCUCGGGUCCGCCACAUGGGCCUCCAGUCAAUCACCCGUUCAUAGACUUUGCAUCAACUUGUUCCUGCACUACGGGCCAGAACGACGCUUGCAACACAAAGUGCCACGGUCCGCAGGAGGAGGGUGGGCAGACCUGCUUCACCUACACAGAUCUGGGGUCCCUGACCUGGAGAGCUUGCAUGCAAGAAGCCUCAAGGCUCGGUGCGACCCUGUGUUCGGAAGAUUACACCGAAAAGGGUGGAUGGGGGGGACAUCGGCACGGCAACGAAGCUGAGCAGUUUAACCGUUUUUAUUCGGUGCAGUUCACCCCCAUCACGAACACUGCAAAGUGCGUCGUUGGCAAGCUUGACCGGGUGACCAUGAUGGACAGAUCCGUUUGCUCAGAGAAGGCCGAGUAUGAUGGAGACAUUUGGUGGUACCAUGAUGCUGGCGAGCUUUACUAUGAUGAGUGUGUGUACAUGGCCAGCAGUGCGGGCGCGACUGUCAUUGAUCCCUCCACAAUCGGCCAGGGUGAUGGGACGGGCUACUGGUUCUUCACCAGGCAUUCCGGAAACGUUUACCAAUACUGGACAGGUGCUGAUACGACCGGCAUGUUCAACGUUGGAUGUAAAUCUCGCGGUGGCCAGAAGAAGUGCAUGUUCGGCUUCAUGCAGGUCUGA
Molecule: messenger RNA, 1602 nt
Organism: Symbiodinium sp. CCMP2592
Lineage: Eukaryota; Dinophyceae; Suessiales; Symbiodiniaceae
Source: the annotation of a GenBank genome assembly